GAGGAAGUGAAUCAAAACGUAGCAAAGGAGUUGAGGAAAUAGGGUUUUAGGUUUUCCUCCAUAGCUAGAGCUCCAGAGACCUUGAAACCUCAGCAGCCAUGGCGAGCACGAAAGUUCAAAGGAUUAUGACACAACCCAUCAACUUGAUUUUUAGGUUUCUCCAAAGUAAAGCUAGGAUCCAGAUAUGGCUCUUUGAGCAGAAAGACUUGAGAAUUGAGGGGCGAAUUACUGGUUUUGACGAAUACAUGAAUUUGGUGCUGGAUGAUGCUGAAGAAGUGAGCAUCAAGAAGAAGACCAGAAAGUCACUCGGGAGGAUAUUACUUAAAGGAGACAACAUCACUUUGAUGAUGAACACGGGCAAGUGAGGAACUGUAUCGAAAAUCCGUAUGCGUGUAUUGGCAUCUCGGAUGAAUGUGUAGAUUGAACUUCCUGGUUUCUCGGAACUCUCUAGAUGAUUGGAUUGCUGUUUUCUUUCACCUUAGACUGGUUCUUGACACUGUCGCCUUGUAGUGUCGAUACUGAGGUUAAGAAUCCGAUGAUCAGAUUCUUUUUUCAAUGGCUUGUUCUUUGAUCUGUGUUCUUGGUGCUUUUGGGGAUUGGUCCA
Molecule: messenger RNA, 604 nt
Organism: Tarenaya hassleriana
Lineage: Eukaryota; Viridiplantae; Streptophyta; Magnoliopsida; Brassicales; Cleomaceae
Product: small nuclear ribonucleoprotein E
Exons: 6
Coding region: 99-365 (88 amino acids)
Biological process (GO): spliceosomal snRNP assembly; mRNA splicing, via spliceosome
Cellular component (GO): U2 snRNP; U4/U6 x U5 tri-snRNP complex; precatalytic spliceosome
Molecular function (GO): RNA binding
Source: RefSeq, a predicted model, not a curated record